CUGCCUGCCGGCGGGCCCAGCUGCUAGCGGCGGGGCCGGGCGAGCCCCCGGCGGCGCUUGUUGUUUUUACACACGAAAAAUAAUUGAUAUCGCUAGCUGGAGGCAGCGACAGCCAGUCUUCGCGGGGAGAGCAGCAGAGCGCUUCGGCUCCUCUCAGACCUCCCUGAGGAAACGGAGAAAAUGAAGCCGGAACGAGAUACUUUGGAUGAAUACUUUGAGUAUGAAGCUGAGGAGUUCCUGGUCUCCUUGGCCUUGUUGAUCACUGAAGGUCGAACGCCCGAGUAUUCGAUCAAGGGCAGAACAGAGGGCUUUCAUUGCCCGCCAGCACAAUCAAGUCAGCCGCCAACAACUAAGCAUGAAUGCAGCGACAAACUGGCUCAGUGUCGUCAAGCCAGGCGAACCAGAUCUGAGGUUAUGCUACUGUGGAAGAACAAUAUUCCAAUCAUGGUAGAAGUGAUGCUACUUCCAGACUGUUGCUAUAGUGAUGAAGGGCCCACCACCGAGGGGAAUGAUUUGAAUGAUCCUGCAAUCAAACAAGAUGCAUUGCUGUUAGAAAGGUGGAUUUUGGAGCCAGUUCCUCGACAGAGUGGAGAUCGGUUUAUUGAAGAGAAGACCCUUUUAUUGGCUGUUCGCUCUUUUGUUUUCUUCUCUCAGCUAAGCGCGUGGCUGAGUGUUUCACAUGGUGCUGUUCCCCGAAACAUUCUGUACAGGGUGAGCGCUGCAGAUGUGGACUUGCAAUGGACAUUCUCCCAGACACCAAAUGAGCAUGUCUUUCCUGUUCCUAAUGUUUCUCACAAUGUGGCCUUGAGAGUCAGUGUCCAGUCCUUGCCCAGACAAUCGAACUACCCAGUUUUGACCUGUAGUAUUCACACCAACCUUAGCUUUUAUGAAAAGCGAAUGCAAGAGCAUAAGUUACAUCAGCACAGCGAUUCCAGUGUGGCACAGCAAUGCAGUACCUCCAGUCCACAGCGCUUCUGUGGGAAACAGACGUGGACGAUGACACCUGAAGGCCUGCUUAAUGGAAAAAAGAUGCCUGAAUUUACUACAUCUAUCAGAAAUGUAAGACUUUAUCCAUCUACUGGACUUGGAUCUGACUUUGGGGCAUCGCAGUCUAAAGUUCAGUGCUAUAAUGCUACAGCAGACAAUAAGACACAAUCUCAUGAAGCACCUGUCAGGACUUUUAAAUCCUUUUCUCUAGUUGAUUCCCGUGUUUCGAGUAGUCAUUGCUCUCAUCAGCCCACAGGAGAAACCAAUCCUUUGAUAGGCUCUUUACUUCAAGAGCGACAAGAAGUCAUCGCAAGGAUUGCUCAGCACUUGAUUCACUGUGAUCCAGCUACUUCACCAGUUGUUGCUGGACGUCCAUUCAACAUACAUGAAAACAGCUCGGCUGCACCGAAAGCUUUUCGGAGUACUUUCGAAGACGAAAACUUGCCAAGAAAAGGCAAGGAAACCUCCCCUGUUUCUAUUGCCAACUUAGACAAUGCAAUACAAGAAGAUGGUGGUGAAGGCAAAACUAGAGCAAUACCAGAGAUCACACUGCUUGACGCCCGUGUUCCAGUGAACCACUGUGGCCGUCAGUCUGCAGGAGAGAGUAAUCCCCUGAUCGAUUCUCUGCUACAGGAGCGGCAGGAGGUGAUAGCAAGGAUUGCCCAACACUUGAUUCAUUGUGAUCCAGCUACUUCUCAUGUUACUGGACGUCCAUUCAAAGUGCAUGAGACUAGCCCAGUUACUUCAAAAAUUUUCCGAAGUACAUAUGAAGAUGAAAAUUUGCUGAAGAAAGGCAAGGAACCAUCUUCUGUUUCUUUUGCUAAAUCCAAUUUUUCUUUGUUAGAAGACAGUAGUAAAUCAAGGACGAAGACACCUGAUACUCCUAUCAGUCCUUCUAGGUUUGAUGGAGAAUUGAAGGCUUCUCUGAAACUCCAAGCAAGAAGAAAAUUGGUUUUAGCAAAACCCAGUGAAGCUGUCCGAAAUGCAUUUCAUCAGACUUCAAAUAAAACUUCUCAUGCAUUUACUAAUAUUCACACAUCAUCAUCAUGUAUUAAAGAAAAUAAAUCUGAAUUGCCAGAUAAAUUUGAAAUGAUACGUUCUGGUUAUGCACAGAAAGACCAGAUAGCCAAUAGAAUUAAACAGUGUUCAAAUUUCAGCAGCAUUGAUGAACAGAUUUGCACAAAUAAACUUAAAGAAAGAACAGUUGUUAGUGAGAACAACGGCGUGGACAGUUUUAACAAUUUACAGAUAGAGAAAUGCAGAAUACUUGAAGGUACAAAAAAAGCAACUGUGAUGCAGGUAUCUGACUCUUUGCACAAAAAUGAACUCAAGUGUUUAGAUAAAGACUCGAAAAAACCAAAUAUUUAUGAGCAGAAUACUCAGCUUAUUAGUAUUGAGAAUUAUUUAAAUAAAGACCAUGACAGUUUCAAAAACAAAAACAAACAAGAUAAAACGAAAACUGCACACGAUGAGAACGAAGACCCAAUAGGCCUCGAUUUCCAAAGCACUUCUCAGAAGAAACCUACAGAAGAUGGCGUAGUUAAGUGUGAGCGGCUGAAGAACGUAGAUGUACAGAAAGCACCGUCUCUAAAACACACAAAUAUAUGGCGGAAACAUAAUUUUCAAUCCUUGGAUGGAACUUCAACCAAGGCUUUUCAUCCCAGAACUGGAUUACCUCUCCUUUCAAGUCCCGUUCCUCAAAGAAAAACACAGUCUGGGUGCUUUGAUCUGGAUUCAUCACUGCUGCAGUUGAAAUGUCUGUCUGCAAGAAGCCCACAACAAUGUAUAAACAGAGACGGUGAUCCAGAGAGCCAUGGGAAACCAUUUCUAAGUUCUAGUGCUCCACCAGUAACAAGUCUUAGCCUUCUGGGAAACUUUGAGGAAUCUGUCCUGAAUUUUCGCUUAGACCCGCUUGGUGUUGUGGAGGGUUUCACAGCGGAAGUGGGAGCAAGUGGAGUCUUUUGUCCCACGCACAUGACUCUGCCAGUUGAAGUGUCAUUCUACAGUGUUUCAGAUGAUAAUGCACCCUCUCCUUACAUGGGUGUAAUUACUUUAGAGUCCCUUGGUAAAAGGGGUUAUCGGGUACCGCCUUCAGGAACAAUACAAGUGACCUUAUUUAACCCUAACAAAACUGUGGUGAAGAUGUUUGUGGUGAUCUAUGACUUGAGAGAAAUGCCAGCUAAUCAUCAAACAUUCCUACGGCAAAGAACUUUUUCUGUUCCUGUGAGACGAGAAAUCAAGAGAACUGUCAAUAAAGAAAAUAGUCAACAGACUGAAGAAAGGCUACUACGCUACCUCAUACAUCUGAGGUUCCAGAGUUCUAAAUCUGGAAAGAUCUACCUCCACAGAGAUGUAAGGCUCCUAUUCUCUCGGAAAUCCAUGGAAGUUGAUAGCGGCGCUGCAUAUGAACUCAAAUCUUACACUGAAUCUCCAACAAAUCCUCAGUUUUCACCAAGAUGCUAGCAAACAAUGGCAAACUAAAGUAUUCGUUUUACUGUUGAUUACUCCUUACAAGCGAAGAUUGGUAGAGAUGACAGUAUAAAGUUAAGUCUGUAAAGGAAUGAAAAUAGCGCUCAAGAGAGAGAAGGUUCUUAUGUGAUCCUGGACCAGUUUUUAAAAGGUUUCUGGAAUGAGCUUUGUGUAUUCCAAGUAGACUGGAAACAUACUUAAAUCUAAUCUUUUUGUACUGUUUAAAACCACUUCAUCGGAUGUGUUGCAAUAGCAAAUUCCCAAGUUAGUUUAGUGUUUACACUUUUUAUUUUAUUUUUCAGUUAUUUAAUAUUUAAUGUUUCAUUUAAUACUCAAUUGAUGUUUGUCUUUAGUGUUCUAAUGUAGCAUAAAUCCUAUGUAAAAUCAUACUAUGUAUUUUUGGCAUUAAUAUUGAAAUCUGAAAUAUAUACAGAUGUCUUUAA
Molecule: messenger RNA, 3899 nt
Organism: Gymnogyps californianus (California condor)
Lineage: Eukaryota; Metazoa; Chordata; Aves; Accipitriformes; Cathartidae
Gene: ATOSA
Product: atos homolog A
Exons: 12
Coding region: 181-3450 (1089 amino acids)
Source: RefSeq, a predicted model, not a curated record